This is a messenger RNA of Hipposideros armiger (great roundleaf bat), 1479 nucleotides long. It is a transcript of the gene HPCAL1, whose product is annotated as hippocalcin like 1. The record is from RefSeq and is a predicted model, not a curated record. Gene Ontology annotation, molecular function: calcium ion binding. The transcript is spliced from 4 exons. Lineage: Eukaryota; Metazoa; Chordata; Mammalia; Chiroptera; Hipposideridae. Bases 116 to 697 code for a protein of 193 amino acids.
UCUGGGCUGCAACGGGCGAUGCCUGCGAGGACUUAAUCCUCAAAUCUUGUACACCUCCACGUGGUCACCUGAUACGCCUCAUCCCGUUGAUUUUAAGGUGUAGCCGCCGGCCGCCAUGGGCAAGCAGAACAGCAAGCUGCGGCCCGAGGUGCUGCAGGACCUGCGCGAGAACACCGAGUUCACGGACCACGAGCUGCAGGAGUGGUACAAGGGCUUCCUCAAGGACUGCCCCACCGGCCACCUGACGGUGGACGAGUUCAAGAAGAUCUACGCCAACUUCUUCCCCUACGGCGACGCCUCCAAGUUCGCUGAGCACGUCUUCCGCACCUUCGACACCAACGGCGACGGCACCAUCGACUUCCGGGAGUUCAUCAUCGCGCUGAGCGUCACCUCCCGGGGCAAGCUGGAGCAGAAGCUCAAGUGGGCCUUCAGCAUGUACGACCUGGACGGCAACGGCUACAUCAGCCGCAGCGAGAUGCUGGAGAUCGUGCAGGCUAUUUACAAAAUGGUGUCCUCUGUGAUGAAGAUGCCCGAGGACGAGUCCACUCCAGAGAAACGGACAGACAAGAUCUUCAGGCAGAUGGACACCAACAAUGAUGGCAAACUGUCCCUGGAAGAAUUCAUUAAAGGUGCCAAGAGCGACCCCUCCAUCGUCCGGUUGUUACAGUGUGACCCCAGCAGUGCAAGUCAGUUCUAAGGGACCCGACGUCUGGACAGUUACAGAGAAACACAGGCUUGUCUCGCCGUUUAAGCUUUGCUUGCAAAAGUGGAUGCCUCUUCGACCAUUCCUGCUCUCCCGGGCCAGGCCAGGUGCCACGUGGCACCUGCCCAGCCCUGCAGCUGCACCUCCCUCCUCCACCUGGCCUUCUCCCACCCCUUCCCCGGUCCCAUCCAGGGUGACUCCUGGGGAUGUUUACACGCAGGGUUCAGUGUUCUCGCUUCCAGGGCACCUCCCCGCCCUCAGGGAGCCCAGAGGACACCACCGAGGACACUGGUGGGCCUUUCUAAGAUGGCGCUAAGGCCAGCUAAUUUAUUUUGUGAUUGCAGGUGAAUGCGGGUAAGGUGGGAACAAGAAUGGAGGGAGAGUAGACGGCAAGCCCUCCCCGUGCAUGGCACCACCUAGCUCGUUCAUUUUCUCUGACCAAAGCCGCUCGCACGUAUAUAUACUGUGGUUUCCUUUCUUUUAAUAUAUAAAUUAUGCGUAUGGUGAAGUGAAAUGUCACGUGUAGGUUCCGUAUUUAAUGCCUCGACUGCCUCUGAAGUGUGGUUCUCUUGUGGCCUGUGACCCUUCCGAGCCUGGUUAUUUUGUGGUAUUUAUGCACUCCACCUGCCCGUCUCAAAAGGAAAUGCAUGCGUCCCAUUGCCAUGGAGACCCUCCUGUCCACACAGUGACCGCAGGCGUCUGUGUAAAGUUUGUCCUCCUGUUGAUUGGUCCAGCAUUUCCUGUAUUAAAAUGAUCAAAUAAACGGAAUUCUCUGA